AUGGAAUCCCAUCGUGAAGAACAAGCGGUGAACAGAAGCAACACUGACUCUGUCAGUUUUUUGGGGCCCAAAAGAACACCUGAAAUGGAUGAUUCCAUGCUUGAAGCUUCUGUUACUGAGAAAGAACACGACAGUUCGUUCUUAUCCAAUACCAGUCUUCAAAGAAUGCGUUUCCUAAGUCAAAGUAUCAACGAUAUGAAAUUACUACGUGAACAACAACAAGUUCGUCAUGAAGAAAUAGAAAAAAUUCUUCAAGAUGAUUUUCUUGAUGAACACGCUAGACGGCUGCAAGACGCCAGGAAUAAGAUUAAAAGCCUCGAAGCGAAAUAUCAACUGCAUAAACGUACAGGGUUAAUGCAACAGAAAAGACGAUCAGGUAACGGAACAGGAAACACUGCUGAGAUUUUUGGUGUGUCCUUUGACUAA
This is a messenger RNA of Xenia sp. Carnegie-2017, 426 nucleotides long. RefSeq lists its product as uncharacterized. Lineage: Eukaryota; Metazoa; Cnidaria; Anthozoa; Malacalcyonacea; Xeniidae. Bases 1 to 426 code for a protein of 141 amino acids. The record is from RefSeq and is a predicted model, not a curated record. The transcript is spliced from 2 exons.